CAUGUGUCAGAGCGGAAUAUUAUUGGAUGUUAAAAUCAGGGUCGGAGGCGUCCUCCUGAUUUCGCAUGCUCACUGACACUUGUUGCCUCUUGUAUCGCAGGCCGUCUUGACGUCUUGACUUUUAAGUUACAGGUUUCGAUUGUUUUUACUCUCAUCAUGAGUCAUUUUCACAGUGAGUUGACUCCAAGGGAGAGGGAGUUACUGAAAAUUCGCCGGGACAGCGACACUAAGGCUGCCGAACUCGUCAAGAUGGAGAAGAUGCUGCAGCAGACCAAGGACAUGCUAGACAGGAAGACAGAAUCAUGUUCUGACAGCAUGGACUUACAGGAGAACAUGGUGGAAGACCUGGAGGAGAAGCUGCGCUCCAGUAGGCGCCACAGGAGGAGCUCGCUGCAUCACACACAGCUGCUGGAGAGCCAGAUGAAGACGGUGAAAGGUGAGCUGGUGGGAACGCUGGACCACCUGCAGGAGCUGAGGAACGUCCUGCGCCGGUCUCAGCAGAAAGCAGAGGAACGCAAGGCAGCGAUGGAGAAGCUGGCGGCGGGGCUCAGGUGAAGCACCAAAACAAGGGCUCUGACCAUUUCAAGCUUUAAUACACCAAUACUCUGACGCCCAGGGAACCUACCAAUGCACCUAUGCACUGGUUUAAUAGAAAGAAAGAGACUUGAGCUGAUGCGUUGUUCUUCACUCUCUCCUCCGCCGCUGCAGUGUUUGGCAUCCAAAGACUAAGUUGAUACUGUGUAAAAUGUUUUUAUUUUAUUUUAUUUUUUUACAUAUUAUGCCUUAAUAGAAGUAGAAGGAGUUCCUUCUUCCCUUUUUUUCUCUUAUUAAUCUUAAGUUUUAAAGGCUUUAUGCUGGCGUCAGUUUUCCACAGAUCCUGCUUCUCUGUCUUGUGGAAACGAUCUGAUUCUAAAUCCCUGCUACUUAUACAAUCAGCAAAGCUAAAUCACAUGUGUAAAACUAUAUUGAAUCAUACAUACAGUAUUCCCUUUUUCUGUACUAUUCUUUUACUUUUUGCCCAUUGCAUAUAGAGUGGUGUUCAGCUCUAACCAUAUAUAUUGAGCAUCCAUGUUUUUUUCUCUGAACUGAUCUUUGCUCAGCCAUUUAUGAAAAGAAAUCAUCUCCAUGAUUGAUGCAUUCACGAGUCUCUCCGUCUGCAGCCCUGGAAAUCCCCUCUGUGUUAUUGCCUCACAAAUCUUAAUAGAUUCACCCUCGCCAUUAUUAAUAUGUAGCUGUAUUUUGCUCUGUAAAU
This is a messenger RNA of Eleginops maclovinus (Patagonian blennie), 1252 nucleotides long. RefSeq lists its product as uncharacterized. The record is from RefSeq and is a predicted model, not a curated record. The coding region runs from base 157 to 555 and encodes 132 amino acids. The transcript has 2 exons. Lineage: Eukaryota; Metazoa; Chordata; Actinopteri; Perciformes; Eleginopidae.